Microstroma glucosiphilum is the source of this 1375-nucleotide messenger RNA. RefSeq lists its product as hypothetical. The record is from RefSeq and is a predicted model, not a curated record. NCBI's taxonomy places the organism in Eukaryota, Fungi, Basidiomycota, Exobasidiomycetes, Microstromatales, Microstromataceae. Bases 248 to 1213 code for a protein of 321 amino acids. The transcript is spliced from 2 exons.
CUCAAUUUGUAUCCGCAGGGCUCAGCUUCCUCUGGUAGUGCCUGACCCUCGAUCAGGCACCGAGAGGGGGCGCGAAGGACCUCACCGACGACCUCGCUGCUUGCCAAGGACAAGGUAUAAACACAGGCUUUCUUGGCUGCCGUUUCCCUCUCUUCCCCUCCCAUUACUCUCACUACCCUCCACCCCUUUCCAAAAACAGCCAUCUACGACCCACCUUACCACACUCGUUCAACUUCACAUACUCAACAUGAAGCUUUCUACCUUCACCCUCCUCGCCAUCAUCGGCGCUUCCACCGUUCUCGCCACCAGCGCCCCAUCCCAGCUUGACGGCCUCAAGGAGGACUGCGAGGAGGACAAGCCCAAGAGCCCCAAGCACCACGGCCACAAGAUCAAGCACAACACCUUCAACCCCGACUCUUCCCUCAACCCAGACAAUGAUGCCGAUGCUCCUGUCUUCCCUCCCAAGACCGGCUCGCCCAUCCCACCUGUCGACCACCUGCCCACCGACCACCCGGUGACUCCCACUGGCACUCAGACAACUCCCAAGGCUACUACCCCCAAGGCUACCACUGAGGCUGCUUGCAGCUCCUCGGUCGUCUCUCAGCUCAUUGGCAUUGACGUCCUCAACUGUGCCAAGAUCAACAUCUUGAGCCACAAGCGAGAUGUCUUGCCCCUUGUCGAGGGUCUGGACCCCGUCCUUGAGGACCUCAAGCGACGCAACGGCUUCGCUCCCGGAGGAAUCUGUGACAGCGCCGUCGCCUCAAAGCUCGUUGCCCUGGGCAUCCUCAACUGUGCCGAUGUCAACAUUCUCAACGCCUCUGACAAGGCCCUGGACAAGGAGACUUGCAGCUCCGAGGAAGUGAGCAUGCUCGCCUCUCUUGGUAUCCUCAACUGUGCCAACAUCAACAUCCUCUCUGGCAAGCGAGGUCACCAGGACAAGCGAGCUCACCAGGCCAUGAAGCGUGAGCAGGGACGCCGAGCUCUUGUUGAGCGAAUGCUCAACGUACGAGACUGUGCCUCGAAGACUUCGGCUCACCUCAUCUCUGCUGAUGUGCUGAACUGCGCCACGGCCAACAUCCUGAGCGACAGCGCUGCUGCUGACAAGAACUGCUCCACCUCGACCACUGCCGACUUGAUCUCCCUCUCGGCCGCCAACUGCCCCACCAUCAACGUCCUCUCUGAGGAUGAUGACGAGGACGAGGACGACGAGUAAGCUGUGACCAAUGAGACCACACAGGCGGUGCUGUCCCGUCCAUGAAGCGCGCCUGCCAAUAAGGGUUCCCUUGUCACCUUGUCUUGCUACCCCCUUCCAUCAAUGAUGCCCUACCUUUUACUUGCUUCCAUCUUCACCCGUUGCUCCGUCGAGGUCUUGCCG